Messenger RNA from Rhododendron vialii, 3775 nucleotides. Its product is annotated as diacylglycerol kinase 1-like. Bases 495 to 2819 code for a protein of 774 amino acids. Lineage: Eukaryota; Viridiplantae; Streptophyta; Magnoliopsida; Ericales; Ericaceae. The record is from RefSeq and is a predicted model, not a curated record. The transcript has 8 exons. Gene Ontology annotation, molecular function: ATP-dependent diacylglycerol kinase activity.
CCAUUUGGUGAAUGGUGAUGCCCACAGUACAGAGAGAGCGACAGAGUAAUCUUUGAACAAGUAAAUAAAGGAGACAAGACGAGUGAGAAGAACACCACCUCCCAAACAAAAUCUUUGAUUCGUGCCUUCCAGUUUUUGCUUUGAUUCUUCAUUCGAAUUCCUCUCUCUCUCUCUCUCUCUCUCUCUCUCUCUGUAAUUUGUUUUCAUUUUCUCAUCGCUCACCCGAGUCACCAAAGCGUGGUUAAAUAAUCUAGAGGUUAUUUCAUCCACGAUUGGUUUUAGGUCAGAACCCUCCAAAAAAACGAACAGUCUCGAGCCGCCAAGUGCCACUGCAGAUUUACGAGGAUGACAGCUUCAAGGCUGAUGUUUUGGUCUUCGGGGAAUGAAUGAAUAACAAGUCCUCUUAAUUCUGGUUUCUUCUGAAAGCAAAGAUAGCAGGGUCUGAGUUUUGGCGUUUCUGAAGUUUGUCGCACUUUUAGUAAGUCUAUGAUUGCAUGCAGGCUAAUAGCCCAUUUUUUGUGUGGUCAAGGUUGAGUAUGGGAGCACGGCAGAGGGUUUUUAUAUGGGUUCUCAAAUGUUAUUUCUCUCUCCAUUUUUUGCAAGUAAAUGCAAAAUUUCGAUUUUGGAGAAUGAAUGACGAUAUAGAACCCGAGGCAUUGCUUCCGAGUUGGGUUAGCAAGAGUCCCUUUGAGAUGACAAAAUCUAUUCUCUUUAUGGUCUCUUGCCUUCUUACUGGCUUAAUUGGGAUCCUGACCAUUGCCUACACUGCCUUCCAAUGGAGAAGAAACCUCAACUUGAGUUGGAUGAAAGCCAUAGCCAGGUCAAAGGAAACCCCCAAUGCAAACAAUAAGGUUCCUGUUGCUCCUCAUUCAUGGAUGUCAGAAUCCAUGUCUAGAGGAAAAAGUUUAAACUGCUGUGUAUGCUUUGUGUCAGUGUCUCCCUCUCAAGCUGACGGACCAAAUGUGGCCUCAGACACUUUUCUACACUCCUGUAGCAUAUGUGGUGUGGUAGCGCACCUGGGCUGCUCUGCGAAUGUAAACAAGAAUUGCAAGCGUGUGUCCAUGGUUGGGUAUGGGCAUGUGAUGCACCAAUGGGCUGUCCGGCAGACUGAGGGCACAGAUCAAGCUGAUGAAUCUUCUUUUUGUAUAUAUUGUGAAGAGCCUUGCAGUGGGUCUUUCCUCGGGGCAUCUCCCAUAUGGUGUUGCUUGUGGUGUCAACGGCUUGUACAUGUUGACUGCCACAGUAGCAUGUCCGCAGAAACAGGUGAUAUCUGCAAUUUGGGUCCAUUAAAAAGGCUGGUUUUAUCCCCACUUUUUGUUAAACAGUUGAAACGUACUUCCUCUGGUAAAAUUUUGAGGUCAAUCACAUUUGGAGCUAGUGAAAUUGCAUCUUCUGUGCAUGCUACUAUUAGGAGUCAAAGCAAGAAGCAUACAUGGGUAAAUGAAGUUUUUUCAGAUGCAGUCAGCCCUACAUCCGCAGAAAGUACAGCUGAAACCCAUUACACAGUCGGUGGUUCUCCUAGAAAGGAGGAAAGUAAAAAUAUCAACACAAAUAUUAAUAGUGCAGAUCAGCAACAAGAUGGUGAUACUGUGAAAAUAUUGGAUUCUAAGACUAUUUUGAAAAGAAGUUCAUCAGUCAGCCAAAAGGGUGAGUCUCAGAUUGCCGGAUCAAAACACAGAUACGAGUUGAUUGAUUUGCUACCAGAUGCAAGACCCUUGUUAGUUUUCAUUAACAAGAAGAGCGGGGCUCAGCGAGCAGAUUCACUCAGGCAAUAUUUGAACAUGCUAUUGAAUCCUGUUCAGGUUUUUGAGUUGAGUUCGUCUGAAGGGCCUGAAGUUGGUCUCUACUUAUUCAAGCGAGUGCCCCACUUCAGAAUUCUUGUAUGCGGAGGAGAUGGUACAGUUGGCUGGGUUCUGAAUGCCAUAGACAAACAAAAGUUUGUAUCUCCUCCUCCAGUUGCGAUUCUUCCUGCGGGAACAGGAAAUGACUUGGCCAGAGUUCUUUCUUGGGGAGGUGGUUUGGGUUCAGUAGAAAGACAAGGUGGCCUUUGCGCAAUGUUACACCACAUAGAUCAUGCUGCGGUAACGAUUCUUGAUAGAUGGAAGAUUGCAAUUCUAAAUCAGCAGGGAAAAAAGCUUCAACCACCCAAAUUUAUGAACAACUACCUUGGCGUUGGGUGUGAUGCAAAGGUUGCCCUGGAAAUCCAUAAUUUAAGGGAGGAGAACCCGGAAAAGUUCUAUAACCAGUUUAUGAACAAAGUUCUUUAUGCAAGAGAAGGCGCUAAGACUAUAAUGGACAGGACAUUUGAAGAUUUUCCUUGGCAAAUUAGGUUGGAGGUGGAUGGAGUGGAGAUAGAAGUCCCUGAGGAUGCAGAAGGUGUUCUUGUAGCUAAUAUUGGAAGCUAUAUGGGUGGAGUAGAUUUGUGGCAUAAUGAGGAUGAAACUCAUGAUAAUUUUGAUCCGCAGUCUAUGCAUGAUAAGGUGCUGGAGGUUGUAAGCAUAUCAGGGACGUGGCAUCUUGGAAAACUUCAGGUGGGGCUUUCACGGGCUCAAAGGCUUGCCCAAGGGCAGUCAAUUAAGAUUCAGCUUUUCGCUGCAUUGCCUGUUCAAAUAGAUGGGGAACCUUGGUUUCAUCAGCCAUGUAAACUGACCAUUUCUCACCAUGGGCAGGCCUUCAUGUUAAAGAGAGCAGAAGAGGAGCCCCUUGGUCAUGCGGCAGCCAUUAUAACUGAUGUACUUGAGAAUGCUGAAACAAACCGUGUGAUUACUGCAUCACAAAAACGAUCUCUUCUUCAAGAAAUGGCCCUGAAACUGUCCUAACGUCAUGCCUAUCAACACCAUCACUGGAUAGCAUUCAGGGAUUGAGCUGCAGCGCUUAUUGGGAGAGUUUCUUAUCCUUUCAUCAUUUAUAUUACUGUUCCUCUCUGUUUUGUUUUUUUUUUUUUUGAACAGCAAAUAAAAUCUUAUUAUCAUAAAGAUAAAAGAAUGAGAUCAUUAGAGCCGUUCCUAUCUAUUUCAUGUGUAUCUUUUGAAUAAUACUCAGUGGCAGUGCUGCAAGCCCAAGCGGGUUGUAUGUGGAUCAUGAUUAAUAGAAUAAUCAAGAGGGAGUUUUGACGCAGCUUUUGAGGUUUUUCAAGGUUGAAAUCCGGUGCUACUUACACCAACGAAAGAAGGGUUUACUGUUAAUGUUGAGGACACAUUUUAUGAACAACACAGAGCGAGCACUACCUUAUGGCCUCUCUACUUGUUCAACAACAGAAGCCAGCGUUUGAUCUUUUCCCAAAGCCAUAUCGCAAAUCCUCUGGGACACCUUGCAUCAGCCGAAGCAGUGUCCACGACCCACCUGGACGUGAUUCUCCUGGGAGUCUUUGCGCCGCCUUCUGUAAAUCCGGUCACGGGCUUGGCUGGGGACUUUGGAAAGUCCCCAACGGUUGGUUGGAUUGCUAAACAAGAUUCAGCUGCCCAAAGACUCCCAAUAGGGCGACAAAGGGCCAUUUGACCCUUGAAUGGCUUUGUUGAGUUGCUUCAUUACGGCUUGGAGCUCAAACGAGUCAUAUGGGGUACUUCCAUUGUGGUUUGUUCUCACUUUCCAUAUAGGCCUCUGGACACCAGCUGAAGAAUGAGCUGCCUUUUGCUUGUUCUUUUUUGUUUAAACCGUCAUUCAUCUUUAUGGAGGUUUGUUUAUGGAGGUUGCAGAAAUUCGUGAGUUGAGUUGGUUUUGAUUUUGGGUUUAGAGAUGGGAUUUUGAGUAUAUAGAGAUUGCUUGAGUUGAGUUA